AUGACGGGCAAAGCGGGCGCGGCGCUGGCCCCCAGCCUGCCCGGCAAGCCCAAGCCCGACGGCGCGGCCACCGCCCCCGCCGCCCCGCCACCGCCUCCGCCGCCCCCCGCGGCUGGGGUCAAGUCCAGCUCUGGGCCCACCCCUCCCCGCUGCACCGGCUUCGGCAUCCAGGAGAUCCUGGGCUUGAACAAGGAGCCGCCGUCGCACCCUCGGGCCGCCCUGGACUCUCUGCCCGCCGGGCACCUGCUGGCGGCCCGCUCCGUGCUCAGUCCCGCCGGGGUGGGCGGCGUUGGCAUGGGGCUGCUGGGGGCCGGCGGUAUCCCCGGCUUUUACACCCAGCCCACCUUCCUAGAGGUGCUCUCCGACCCCCAGAGCGUCCACCUGCAGCCCCUGGCCCGGGCUCCUGGACAGCUGGACAGCAGCCAGACGGCCAGCUCAGAUUCCGAGGAUGUGUCCUCCAGCGACCGAAAAAUGUCCAAAUCCUCCCUAAACCAGAGCAAGAAGCGAAAGAAGAGGCGGCACAGGACAAUCUUCACAUCCUAUCAACUGGAGGAGCUGGAAAAGGCCUUCAAUGAGGCUCACUAUCCUGACGUCUAUGCUAGAGAGAUGUUGGCCAUGAAAACAGAGUUGCCAGAAGACAGGAUACAGGUUUGGUUCCAGAACCGCCGGGCCAAGUGGCGGAAGAGGGAGAAGUGCUGGGGCAGGAGCAGUGUGAUGGCUGAGUACGGGCUCUACGGUGCCAUGGUGCGUCACUCCAUCCCGCUGCCUGAAUCCAUCCUCAAGUCUGCCAAGGAUGGCAUCAUGGAGUCCUGUGCCCCUUGGCUCCUGGGGAUGCACAAAAAGUCUCUGGAGGCAGCGGCUGAGGCGGGGAGGAAGACAGAGGUGGAGCGCCAGGCCCUGCCCAAGCUUGACAAAGGUGACAAGGAAGAAAGGGGUCCGGAUCCCAAAACCACCAUUUCCCAGGAGGAACUGAGAGAAAACAGCAUUGCUGCCCUCAGGGCUAAAGCUCAGGAGCACAGCACCAAAGUCCUGGGGACCAUUGCCGGGGACAGCCCAGCCCCAGGCAGGAAGCCGGAGACAGGGGAGGAGGCAGCAGUGGCAGAGGAUGAGAGACAGACGGAGAAGUUGAACUCGUCGCAGAAAGAGGAGAAGCUGAUCUAGGGGGAAGAGAGGUGGCAGAAGCCAGCCCCGACAGACACUGUGUCCUUUGGGGCCGUGUUCCCCCUUGGACUGCUAGGCCUCCCCGGCCACCCCUGCCAGGGAGAGGGGCCCUGGUCUCUGUGUUYAGGGCUACCUGGCAGGGGUGUCCAUUGCCUGCUCCCCUUGAGCAUACCCCUGCCCCUCGCUCCUCCACCCCACCAGGCCUUCCUCAUCCCCACCYCUUUCUUUUGGGGGACCGGGAAGUGUCACAUCAUCACUGCCACCAGUAACACCAAGGCUC
Molecule: messenger RNA, 1441 nt
Organism: Malurus melanocephalus (red-backed fairy wren)
Lineage: Eukaryota; Metazoa; Chordata; Aves; Passeriformes; Maluridae
Gene: VSX2
Product: visual system homeobox 2
Exons: 5
Coding region: 1-1161 (386 amino acids)
Biological process (GO): regulation of transcription by RNA polymerase II
Cellular component (GO): nucleus
Molecular function (GO): DNA-binding transcription factor activity, RNA polymerase II-specific; sequence-specific double-stranded DNA binding
Source: RefSeq, a predicted model, not a curated record